UCCUAAAAUCUUCAAUAUAAUAUGUGAUUAAAAGUUAAAACAGUUGAGAGGCUUUUCUCAAAUCAGACUAUAAAUGAGACAAAAGUUAAUGAGUUUAACGUUUUGCAAUUUCACAUUUACUCGUAACCCUUAGUUUGACUAUCAAUAAAAGUUAAAUGGGUAGAACAUUGUAAACGGUCUAAAAGUGAUUUCUUUUAUACUUGCCUGUAGUGUCUAUAACUUGCACUUAAAAACCUGUAAUUCUAAAACUCUAAAUGUCCUCGAAAUCGAUUGAAACCCGUUGCUAUGAGGGCUGCGGCCGCAUUGGCCCAAUACGGUGCAUAUUUUUGAGUGAAUUUCAUCCUGUGGCUGGUCCAAAAAUUGUUUGCCAGUUCCCAGAAGACAAUGUAUCAAAAGAUGUAUUUCAUUCCAUCAGUGCAUAUAUUAUUCCAAAACCUCAAUUUAUAUUAAAGUGCACUAUGACAAUAAACUCUCUUGGGCACAAGAUCAUCGGUUAUCCAAUCAGAAUAGAAAACACUAGGUAUGAGCGCAAUAUGUACAUCUUCAAUCUGUGCUUUGUCUGCGACAGCUGGUCUAAAACGGUUCAGUAUGAACCGGUUGUUAAGAAACUUGGUGAAUACCUGGUUUUGAUGGAGGAAGAUACUGGAUUUGUGUCAAAGGGGUCAAGCAGACUUCCCACCCUGCUCGCUCACCUGUUCCACGACCUCAAUACAUAUCACAGGGCAACCCUCGCGGGGCCCGCCUCUGCGGCAGAGGGUGACAUUGCAGUGCGGUUGCUGGUGGGUCGGCAGCGCGCUUCUCCCCCACCGGUGCAUGACCACGACGUGCCCGUACCCGUGUUCCGAUCUGCACUCCCUUCGCCGCCAUCAACGCCCACUUCCAGCGAUGAGCCGCACCUGGAGCCGGACGCCGACUGGGACCUCACCACGUCCCAGCUGUUGCCUCACAUCGACGGCUACAAUCACGUGUCGAAGAUCGCGGCCGACGCCGACGUCGAGAAGACGUUGGUCAAGUCCUGCAUACGGAACCUCCUCUACUAUGGCGUAGUGAGGUUGGUGCCGGUGCUCAAGUUCAGCAACACGUACCGGGCGACGCCUGCCCUUUCGCGCUUCUUCCGGGACUCCGAGCUGCAGGCCGCAUGUUUGGCCUACGCCGCCCCUACCGCGCGCCGACAGACGGCUCUACGGGACGUCGGGCGAAUGCUGUGUUCGCUGCAGCAGGGCAGCCCUCUGCGCAGUGUUUGUGAGCGCUGGGCGGCCAUCGCGCCAGACGUGGACGUUCGACGGCUCGUCGUCUUCGCGCAGCUGCACGGGCUCAUACGUUGCAUCAAGAGGUAUCCGUUGUGGAGGGGCGCGGAGGGAGCGGGGGGUUCGGCUGCCGACCUUCGGCACCUGUUCACGGGCGCGCUCUGCGAGGACGAGAUCUGCUGUCGCGCGAGACUCGACCUGCAGUCGCUGCGGAGGAUCAUAGACGAAGACCCCGACGUGGCAGUCGUGUGGCGGUAGCCCGGAGAGGAGGAUCUUCUCCUCCUCUCUCACUUCACCAGUCCUAACCAAAUAAAUUAAAUUAAAAAUA
Messenger RNA from Pieris rapae (cabbage white), 1575 nucleotides. Its product is annotated as GATOR complex protein NPRL2. The transcript has 8 exons. Gene Ontology annotation, cellular component: vacuolar membrane; GATOR1 complex. Bases 255 to 1505 code for a protein of 416 amino acids. Gene Ontology annotation, molecular function: GTPase activator activity. Lineage: Eukaryota; Metazoa; Arthropoda; Insecta; Lepidoptera; Pieridae. Gene Ontology annotation, biological process: cellular response to amino acid starvation; negative regulation of TORC1 signaling; positive regulation of autophagy. The record is from RefSeq and is a predicted model, not a curated record.